Messenger RNA from Darwinula stevensoni, 1311 nucleotides. The record is from the annotation of a GenBank genome assembly. Lineage: Eukaryota; Metazoa; Arthropoda; Ostracoda; Podocopida; Darwinulidae.
AUGAGGGAUCUGGAGAAAUGCAGUCGUCAGUUGAGCAUUCUACAGACGGAUUACAACCAAGUCAUUCCACUGCGGGAAUUCCAAGAGUUGGAGGCGUCCCAUCUGCUCGUUGUGCAAGAAAAGGCGCGUCUACGUAGAGAUCUUGAUCUCGCCAAGACGGAAUUAGCGACAGCUUUGCAGGAGUGCGAAGUCCUGAAGAGGGAGAACGCAACAUUGUCUGUGGCGAAUCGCUCCCUAAGCAGAUAUGGCACUCCUCGACCUGACUGGGAAAAGUCCCAUCACUCUUCGCUAUCGUGCAUGGAGUGUCUGGAAAGUAGUCAGGUCGAAGAAUGGAAGAAGCAAGGUCAAAAGCGUUCCAGCCGAGAGAAGCUUCUCAUCCUCCUGAGACUCGUCUGUUCGACGAGAAAGCCAGAAAUCGGCCCUCCCCAAUUCUUCCAGGGCAAGGGGACAGGACCCGGGGUCCCCAGAUAUCUGAGAUUCGAGGGUCUGGUGAGAAACCGACAUCUCGCGCCCAGAGAUGCAUGUCUACUCAUACAAGACAUUUGGAAGGGGAAAUGCGAACUGAAGGAAAGUCCAUACAAAAGAAUCCCGCUCGAGACCUACCUUGGCAGCUACUUCGAGGAGAGAUACCCGAAGAAGUUCAUCCGUAUGGAAUGGAGCUACAACCUCAUCGACGCCUGCCAGCGUUUCCCUCACGACGAUGUGAUUGGACUGUUCUGGGGGAUUUUGUGCGGCAAAUACGAUGAAGAAAUCUACCACAGCCAGAGGAAGAUCGUGCAGAGGCUGAAAAAGUCUCUCAAAGAGGCGGCAAAACAGGUUAGAGUACCUCCCCGUCUCAUCACAUUUCCAUGCUCAGGUGGUGAAAAACUGGAAGCUACUGAGUGCACUUUGCAGACUGGCGGAGAGGAAGUAAGCAUCCAGGCGUUUAUUCAAGUCUUGCGAGAUGAAUACCCCGCCAUAUCUCUGAAAGAUCUAAGGGAACUGUUGGAUGAGGCCAAAUGUGAGCUCAAGCUUCAUUCCACGGCCAAGACUAUUCCAUUCCUCCCCCUUGUGACAUUGACAGAUGAAGGUAAAGCAGGUGGAUUCCUUGCAUUGCUUUGGAAGCAUAGAGCAAAGGCACAAGAAGAAUAUGUUCAGGAUAUCGGCAAAGCCCUGUCGAAGCACAAAGAAAGCAGCAUUGGUCCCUACGAGCUGAGCAGGGCUUUGGCAACAGUAGACCCUCAGAUUGCUGACCAGAGUGCUAACACGACUCUGAAGCUACUGAAGUUUGACUUCCUUCUUACAGUGGGGGUAACCCCGUCUAACGCUUAG